GCUCUUCUGAGCAGCACGAAUGUAGAAAACGCGUUUACAGCAGGUCCUUUUUUUUUUUUUUUUUUUUUUUUUUUUUUUGGGUUAACAGGAGUUUAGAUUAUUUAGAGGCAGCUUUAUGUUGGAACAAAUCGCUGGAGCGAAAAAAAGGAAAGGGAAUACAAGACGCCUGCAUCUAUUCCCUCAGCCAUGUUGCCUGCGCCCGGCUGAGGUCUAUUCAUUCUCGGAAUGCAAACCAACCGCGACUCCGUGCCAAACAAGUGAAGCGGAGAUGGGUCUGUUCUUCAAGAUCUGAACUGUUUCCAGCGCUGCAGCCUGUGUUGACAGGGGGAGGGGGAGAAUGGAGUGCUACCUGUUGGGGAUUUACCUGUUCCUCGCGCUCGCCCUGCUGUCCCGCUCGAGCGGCACCACGGCCAAGGACAUCACCUGUCAGGAGAUAGCCGUUCCUCUGUGCAAGGGCAUCGGCUACAACUACACCAACAUGCCCAACCAGUUCAACCACGACACGCAGGAUGAAGCCGGCUUGGAGGUGCACCAGUUCUGGCCUCUCGUGGAGAUCCAGUGCUCUCCGGAUCUCAGGUUCUUCUUGUGCAGCAUGUACACCCCCAUAUGCCUUGAGGACUAUAAGAAGCCCCUGCCGCCGUGCCGGAGCGUGUGCGAGCGAGCCAAGGCGGGCUGCGCCCCGCUCAUGCGGCAGUACGGCUUCCCUUGGCCGGAUCGAAUGAGGUGCGAUAUGCUGCCCGUGCAGGGAACAGCAGACACGCUGUGCAUGGACUACAACCGAACCGACUCCACUACAGUCUCGCCGGUGCUGUCCAAACCCACCAGCCACCCCAGCAAAGCCUUUAAUCCACACACAAAGAAAAGCGGGCGACCCAAAGCGAGUAAACCCUGCGAGCCGGGCUGCCAGUGUCGCGCGCCGAUGGUGGCGGUGAGCAGCGACCGACACCCGCUGUACAACCGCGUCAAGACGGGUCAGAUCCCGAACUGUGCCAUGCCGUGUCACAACCCGUAUUUCACCCAGGACGAGCGGACUUUCACGGUGUUCUGGAUCGGACUCUGGUCGGUGUUAUGCUUCAUAUCCACCUUAGCCACCGUCGCUACAUUUCUAAUCGACAUGGAGCGCUUUAAAUACCCCGAGCGCCCGAUUGUUUUCCUCUCGGCGUGUUAUAUGUUUGUGUCGGUCGGGUAUAUCGUGCGAUUAAUUGCUGGACACGAAAAAGUGGCGUGCAACCGGGAGUAUGACGUGGAGCACAUUCACUACGAGACCACCGGUCCCGCGCUGUGCACCGUUGUGUUUUUGUUAAUCUACUUCUUCGGCAUGGCCAGCUCCAUAUGGUGGGUCAUCCUCUCGCUCACCUGGUUCCUCGCGGCGGGCAUGAAGUGGGGCAACGAGGCCAUCGCGGGCUACUCUCAGUACUUCCAUCUGGCCGCCUGGGUCAUCCCGUCCAUGAAGUCCAUCGCCGUGCUCGCGCUGAGCUCGGUGGACGGCGACCCGGUCGCCGGGAUCUGCUACGUGGGCAACCAGGACUUGGACAACCUGCGGGGCUUCGUGCUGGCGCCGCUAGUGAUCUACCUGUUCAUCGGCACCAUGUUUCUUUUGGCCGGAUUCGUGUCGCUGUUUAGGAUCAGAAGUGUCAUUAAGCAGGGUGGCACUAAGACGGACAAACUCGAGAGGCUGAUGAUCCGAAUCGGGAUCUUCACGGUGCUCUACACGGUUCCCGCCACCAUCAUCGUGGCGUGCUACUUCUACGAGCAGCACAACAGACAGAGCUGGGAGAUCGCUCAUAACUGUUCGUGUUUGUUGGAGCAGGAGAUGAGGAGGCCGGACUAUACCGUCUUCAUGCUCAAAUACUUCAUGUGCCUUCUGGUGGGCAUCACCUCUGGAGUUUGGACCUGGUCCGGUAAGACCCUGGAGUCCUGGAGGAGUUUAUGCACGCGCUGCUGCUUGGGCAGCAAGGGCUCCGGUGGCUCCAUGUACAGUGACGUGAGCACGGGGUUAACGUGGAGGACCGGGACCGCCAGCUCGGUGUCCUGCCCCAAGCAGAUGCCUUUGUCCCAGGUGUGACAAAAGAAAGCCCUGUUAAUUGUUAGGGGGUCUCUCUCAGUCGUUUGCAUACAGAUGAACGUGUUGAUGGUUUCUGUUAGCGGACGAACUGCUCGAAACAAUGCGGCGAUGCAGAAACAAUUACCUCUCGCCAAUUCCACUCUAUUGAUAUGGACAUCGGUCAUUCUUAAGGAGAAUCCGGGCAUUACAUGUUUCCUAGUGGAGUAACACAUGUCCCCAACUUGCAGCAUUUCGUGUCAUUUACUUUUACACGUUGUUGGAAGACGAGAUUUGAAUUGUCUGAACAAUCAAAGAUGGUUUAAAUAAGUCGUAAUGUUUUAGUGUCCUAUUAUCGUUAAUGUUAUUAUAUACGGGUUGUUUUUAUUGUUAAAUGUAUUUAUUCAAAAUUGUAAAUGGUGUAUAAAAGAUGAUUUAUAAAAUGAUUGUAAAUAUAGUAUGCCAAAUAUGACUUUUAUUUUAACAAUAAACUCUUUUUGAAGAAUCUGAAUUUCCUGAAGUGCUGCUUUAGUGCUGAGGGUUCUUCUGGUGAGGUGUGCUCCGCGUCGGCUCUUUGUGGUCAUUCCUAUUGAAGAUGCUUUUGUGGGAGAAACUCUUUCUGAGAUCGUCUUUGAGAAUCUCCAUAAAUGUUGAAUCCUUCAUGUGCUUGCUACUUAAUUUACUAAAAGGGGGCUGGGGAAUGGGGUUUAAAUGCAGGAAACUGGUCCUUUUCAUCUGGGGAAACUUUGAUCUUUCUUUUAA
Carassius gibelio (silver crucian carp) is the source of this 2803-nucleotide messenger RNA. RefSeq names its product frizzled-8-like. Gene Ontology annotation, biological process: non-canonical Wnt signaling pathway; canonical Wnt signaling pathway. The transcript has a single exon. The record is from RefSeq and is a predicted model, not a curated record. The coding region runs from base 338 to 2065 and encodes 575 amino acids. Gene Ontology annotation, cellular component: plasma membrane. Gene Ontology annotation, molecular function: Wnt receptor activity; Wnt-protein binding. NCBI's taxonomy places the organism in Eukaryota, Metazoa, Chordata, Actinopteri, Cypriniformes, Cyprinidae.